Messenger RNA from Cariama cristata (Red-legged seriema), 401 nucleotides. RefSeq names its product histone H2B-like. The annotation marks the transcript as partial. The record is from RefSeq and is a predicted model, not a curated record. The transcript has 3 exons. Gene Ontology annotation, molecular function: protein heterodimerization activity. Lineage: Eukaryota; Metazoa; Chordata; Aves; Cariamiformes; Cariamidae.
AUGGACCCUGACCCCCCUGCCCUCCCGACGAAGACGGCAGCGGCCGGGUGCUCCUGGCAAAGCCUCCUCUGCCUCCGUCCCCGCAGGCGGAAGAAGAAGGUGGCUUAUUCCACCUACAUCCACAAGCUCCUAAACCAGACGUGGUCCACUGGAGGCUCCUCCCUGGCAGCUACCACCCUCGCCUGGGUGGGCAGCCCUCGGCUGCUCUGGGACGUGGCGCUGGAGGCCGCCCGGCUGUCCCGCCGCAGCAGAAGAAGCCACCUUGGCCACCAAGAGGUCCUGCUGGCCAUGAAGCUGGUGCUGCUGCGGGAGAUCUCCAAGCUUCCUCCAGGAUCUUCAAGCUGUAACCCCGAGGUGCACACCCACCUGGACCAAUAUUUGUGGAGCAGCCCCAUCAGCAG